AUGUUGAGCGACGUUUCUUUCAUCAAAACACCCGCUGGCAAGCCUCAGCCUCCCAGUUCUAGCGAAUCCGGAGUUAAGACUAGUGCCUCACCAACGAUUAACAAUGCACCAUUACCAGCCGACGGGCCAGGAUCAACAUCGUUUUCAAACACCAUCUUGUUCUCGAUCUUGACCUUGGUACCCGCAUACGUCUCGUACAAAUUGGGCCUCGGGUUCAAAACAUGGGUAUUCUUCUUUAUCGUGUUGGCUAUUCCCAUCUUGAUGGCCUACUGGUCAAUCAUGUCGACUUUUUCACCAAGAAUUAAUGAAAAAGUAAAGUAUCCAAACAGACCCAUCUCGUACUACUUGGAAUACCAUACCCCCGAGUUGAAAGCCAAGUACCAAGAUUCAAACAAUGGACAAGGUAAAAAAAUACCCAUUGAAACUUUCCAGGAACUAUACUUUGACGGCAAAGUCUCAUUCAAGGGCGACUGUUUAGACGUUAUGGAAUACAAACACGACUGGGCCAACUUUAGAUUCACUUUGGGCUUGUUUAGAUUCUUUUUGUUUGGUAUGAUCCCCGAAGUUAUCUUCCACUCCCAAUCACAAGACGAGGAACAAGUUAGAGACCACUACGACAGAGGCGAUGAUUUUUACACUUGGUUCUUGGGCCCAAGAAUGAUUUACACUUCAGGUGUCAUUAGCGACAAUACUAGAGAAGAAUCAUUGGAAGAAUUGCAAGACAACAAAUUGAAGGUUAUGGCAGAAAAAAUUGACUUGAACGAGGGCGAAUACGUCUUGGACAUUGGUUGUGGAUGGGGUACAUGGGCUACCUAUGCCUCCUCGCAAUACGGCGCAAAAGUCACCGGUAUCACUUUGGGUAGAAACCAAACCAAAUGGGGUAACACCUUGUUGAAGGAAUACGGCGUCUCACCAGAACAAUCCAAGAUUGUAUGCUGCGACUACCGUGAUGCACCACCUUCAGGUAAGGCCAAUGGCAAAUACGACAAGAUCACUUCUGUUGAAAUGGCCGAGCACGUUGGUAUCAGAAGAUUAACUGCUUACUUGGAACAAUGCAGAGAUGCAUUGGAAGACGAUGGAUUGUUCUUUUUGCAAUACUCGGGUUUGAGAAAAAACUGGCAAUACGAGGACCUCGAAUGGGGUUUGUUUAUGAACAAGUACAUCUUCCCAGGUGCAGAUGCAUCCACUCCAUUGAGCUUUGUUGCCAGCUGUAUGGAAUCUGUCGGUUUUGAGAUUGUUAGUGUUGACAAUAUCGGUGUGCACUACUCUGCCACUAUUUGGAGAUGGUACAGAAACUGGAUAGGUAACAAGGACAAGGUUGUUAACAAGUAUGGUGUCAAAUGGUACAGAAUAUGGGAAUUCUUUUUGUCAAGUUCCGUUGUUGCCUCAAGAAACGGUACUGCCACCUGUUAUCAGUUUGUCUUGCGUAAGAACAUCAACUCAUACAGAAGAGUGGAAUACGUUCCACAACAACAAGGUCUUCAAGGUGCUAUAAAGGGUAAUGGAACCCACACCAGCAAAUGGGCCAAGGAGUUUAACAACUACUACGAAUAG
Messenger RNA from Lodderomyces elongisporus, 1554 nucleotides. It is a transcript of the gene MTS1, whose product is annotated as Mts1p. The record is from RefSeq and is a predicted model, not a curated record. The transcript has a single exon. Gene Ontology annotation, biological process: cellular response to biotic stimulus. Lineage: Eukaryota; Fungi; Ascomycota; Pichiomycetes; Serinales; Debaryomycetaceae. Bases 1 to 1554 code for a protein of 517 amino acids.